Messenger RNA from Clonostachys rhizophaga, 2196 nucleotides. NCBI's taxonomy places the organism in Eukaryota, Fungi, Ascomycota, Sordariomycetes, Hypocreales, Bionectriaceae. The record is from the annotation of a GenBank genome assembly.
AUGGCACCUGCUCAUCAGACAAUUCCACCGGAAGAGUGGCAACGCCGCAAAGGGGUCAUUCUUCGACUCUGGUUCGACGAUAAUCUGCCCCUAGAAGGAACCGGAGACAAUUCGCGAAGUUUGAUGCAGGUGAUGAAAGAAGAGCACAAUUUUGUCGCAACACGUUCCCAAUACGAAUCAGCUUUUAGAGGCUGGGGUGCUUUCAAAAAUCUGAAAAGGUGUGAUUGGGAGGUUAUCUUACCAAUAUAUGGUGAGCUGGAAAAACGGGGCUUGAAACCUCGAGUGAUGGUUGGUGAUCAUAUCCUCGAGGAGAAAAAGAUAAGGAAGGCCCGCCGACGGUAUCUUGAUAAAGAAAAUGGGUUGAAACGAGAGCUCAUUGCUGAAACCCGCCCAUCUUCAGAUCAGCCGCGGCGUUGGCGCAUCGAGUUCCUGAAGGAUGGGAAGCAUAUCGAACAUUUGCACAGUGGCGAAACCGUUAAGUCUAUCAAAGAUCUUUCUAUCUUAAAUCAGAUGCAUAACGGCUUGCGAGAUGAUAGUACCUGUAUCACCAACCCACCAUCAGAGGUCGAUGCUUCCAGGGCCGCAAUCAGUAUUCCAACAGUCAAUACGUCUGAGACAGGCGUAUAUCAUGCCUUUCCGCCGGUAAAAGCGCAUCGAAGUGAUUCCCCACAUGCUGGCGAGUUGGUAGGCCCUUCCGAUGUCUCUCAUUGUCUAACAGAUGAGGAUCAUGGCGCUUCAUAUGGCGAGAUAUCAUCUCUGCUGUUGCAAGCGCCAAAUGGUGGUUCAUCACCAAGUCGCGCAACCACAUUGAGUGCUGUAUUUUCGAAUGAAGGCGGCAGCGAAACAUCAAUGUUUCGAAGUAUGCGCGUCCAACAAAACGCGAGCCAACUAGAGAUUAGGGUCUGGGGCUUUCUAGUAAAAUACCAGCGCUUUUCAAGUGUUACUAGUCGUUAUGAAGCUACAGAUAGCGGCAAAAUCCGACAUAGCGAUCGUCUUAAUGGGUUCUUAAACUCCGAUACGGGCGUUGGCGCUGCUGAAGAGAACGACAAUCGACAUCCGACGAAGUACAAGGUCGGGAUACUCUGCGCUCUCCCAAAAGAAUACCUAGCUGUUAGGGUGCUCUUCGAUAGAGACCACGGCAAACCAGACCAAUUCUUGCUUGGAGAUAGUAACCACUAUUCGCUAGGGCAAAUUGGUUGGCAUAUGGUUGUCGUGGCUUGUCUUCCAGCUGGGGAAUACGGAACUAACGCGGCUGCUGAAGCCGCCUCAAACAUGAAGAGAAGCUUCCCGAAUGUCAAGUUUUGCCUUAUGAUUGGAAUAGGGGGCGGCGCGCCUUCUCAUGAUCAAGAUAUCCGACUUGGAGAUGUAGUCGUUAGUAUGCCAACUAAGACAUAUCCCGGCGUUAUUCAGUAUGAUCGAGGCAAAGCGUGUGACAAGGAUGUUUUUGAACGAACGGGGGCUCUUCAACCACCACCAAGGUUCCUGAUGACCGCAGUUAGCUCUCUUUCAUCAAAUCUACGGUCUCAAAUUAACCCACUUGGGCCAUAUUUACAACAGAUCUUUAAAUCCAUCCCCCACCAAAUUCGCUCGCGAUACCAGUAUCCCGGGCGUGAGCAUGAUAGGCUUUUCAACGAAAUCUGUUACAAGUGUGUGGCACAAGAAGACUGUAGCAGUCGGAAAUUCCAUUUAAGACUCAGAGCACCACGAGAAUCAGAUGCACCAGAGAUACACUACGGUCUAAUUGCUUCUGGAAACAUGGUCAUAAGAGACGCCCGGUUACGAGAUGUACUGGCAAGUCAAUACGAGGUUAUGUGCUUCGAAAUGGAGGCUGCCGGUGUUAUGAACAUACUCCCGAGUCUCGUCAUUCGCGGCAUAUGUGACUACGCAGAUGCGUAUAAGAAUGGAAUGUGGCAGGAGUACGCUGCGGCUACGGCUGCAGCAUACGGCAAAGUUCUCUUGAUGGAAGUCUCGCCCAGCUCCUAUGAUAAUUCAGCCAGGGAGCCCAGAUAUCAGAAGAGCAUAGAUGCUUCCCCUCCGAGGGCACUUAGUUUCCUGGAGAAGUUAUUGGGGUUUCCUACGUUUGAACGGUUAGCUUUCAUCAAGGGUGGCCUACUAUUCUCUCUUUGCCUUCUCCUUUACCUCCCCUUCCUCCAUCAGUAUCUUCGGCUUCCUCGCGAAACCACGGCAACACAGUGA